Protopolystoma xenopodis is the source of this 1695-nucleotide messenger RNA. NCBI's taxonomy places the organism in Eukaryota, Metazoa, Platyhelminthes, Monogenea, Polystomatidea, Polystomatidae. The record is from the annotation of a GenBank genome assembly.
AUGGAUUUUCGUCUUCGAUCAAUCUUCUUUUUGUCCAUUAUCCUGAUUCUGAUUUUUUAUAUCGUUCAUGGCAAUGAUAUCCCCAGUCAAUUGUUAUGUUUGGAGAAGGCUUGUAACAGACCUUUUGCCCGGGCAGAACUUAUCAGCUCUUAUUUAAAGGGCGAAGUUAGUCUUGACAAAGGAACUAAAGUGGAUAUUGUGGGCCGAAGCGCAGUAACGGCUAAUUCUAUGAAAAAAAUUAUACACAAUGGUCGAUAUCAUUACAUUGAUCAAAGUUUUUUAAAGGAUCUUAUUGAGGACAAAGAGACUUUUCAAAAGUAUCCCGAACUUACAGUCUUUCCGAAUUUAGAUGCUAUAAUGAUUUCUAACUCUGAGAAAUAUCUGUCUGAAGAUAUUAAUACAGAUGAAUCCAUUAAAUUAUCUACUCCUAAGACUUUAAAGCAGGAUAUUCCCAGGCCUGAGUUAAAUUCCAUCUCCGCAGACCCUCUGAGUAUGGCGAGUUCACAUACAAAAGCUGUAUUUGCUUCUUCAGAUAGUGGAAACCGUUCUCCUAAACUCUCACCGGUCUCUCAGAGUGGUAAUAUAGAUCUAGCCUUAGAAUCCGAUUUUAAAGAUGCUUCUUCAAAAUCCAUCGAUUCAACUGUUUUUGGUAAUGACAAUAAUAGUCAUGUGGACGUGGUUAGCUUAACUCCCGAAAAGCUGUCUAACCGAAGCGUACACAGACAUAUCGAUCGUCUCGGCGACUUCUUGGAGGGCAACAAGGAUGUUUACUUAGGGAGUGUGAAUCAAGGUCAAUAUCACCGCGGAAUAAAUGAAUCAGAAAUGUCCAAAAUAUCCAAUGAUACGAUCAAAUUAGCACUAAAUUCAACUAAAAUUGUUCCGGAUAAUGAUUCGAGUAAUAAAAAUAGUGGUAAUGCAAUUUCUAAGGCUCCGCUACUCCAGCCCUUUGAAGAUACUUCUAAAUCACCCAAUGGUUCUUCGUCUGUCACUGAGUUCGAAACAUCAUUAAAGAGCCCAGCCUCCACUUAUUUAAAGCCCAAUACUCAACUUGCCGAUCCAAAUUCUUCAGGCUUGAAAAAGCAAGAAUUCCCCCAGCCCAGCAACUUAAAUAUCAAUAUGAGAGACCAUGGAUCAACAGUCAAAGAUAAAUCUGAAAAAAUCUCAGAGCAUGAUGAUUUAAAGUUGCUUAGUAUAAAAGAUUAUGAUCCUGCACAUGAUUUGCCUGAUAAGUCUUCUACAUCGAUUAAGCCUAAUCUCGAUACUGAGAUUUACGAGUCAUCCGAUCCUGCGACAACGGACGCAUUGUCUAGCAUAUAUGACAAAAUGAGUGCUAAGCUAUCCGAAGCCUCCUAUCCUUCAUACUUUUCUUCUGAAAGUCAAUCAGUUCCGCGUAAAAUAUUCACUUUAGCCACCACAAACCACGAUAUCAACCUUCCAUUAUCGCCCAUUCGUAUAGGUCUUUUUCAAUGUAUCAUAUGGGCUGCUAGUUCAGAUGGCAAGGACUAUUCAGUCGAUCCGCUAACACUUAGAGAGGCUUCAAAUACAAACGCUUCUUCUAUUAUAAUUAUCUGGUCGCCAGCUGCAAAGAUUAUUAUGAACACUAUAUUGUGGUUCGUAGCUGCAGCUAAACGACUUCUUGGCUUUCUUCCUGAUAAUUUAAUCAGUACAAUAGAUAAUUUACUCGUGCCACUUGUG